AUGAGGACGAUGACGGUGAUGAGAAAGAUAAUGGAAAAGGAGGGGAAAGAAGAGUUGGAUGUGGAAUUUUCUCUGGAAGAAAGCACAGCUCCCCACACUGAGGCCAUCACCAAUGGAGUUCUAGUGGCUCAUCCCUGCCUGUGUGUUCAAGGCUCCAUCAAUAAAAGUGAGAAGGCCAAAUGGAUAAUACAGGAGAACUGUCAAGUCAAGUUGUCUGUGCCAGGGGCCUUUGAGAAUCGGUCAUCCACUUUCUGCAGUGCUGAUUCAGAAGAGAGAAGAAAGAUCCCAUUUCUCUUCCACGUAGACAGAGAAAUCUGCCCAGAGAUGCACUUGGAGCUGCUGCAAACGACAACUGUCCUAGAGGAGGGAUGGAGUGAGGAUCUGAAAAUGCACACUGCACGCUUAGGGACGGGAACAAUCCCUCUUGCAACACUUCCUCUUGGACAGGAAGUUGAAAUUAGCAUUCCACUAGGAAAGGGGCAAGGUGUGGAUCUGACUGUGAAGGUUGAAGAGAGCUCUCAGGAUCUUGAUGUGCGCAUCAGUUUUGACCUCUGUAGAGGAGAGAGAGAAUUUUUGGACAUGAGGAAGAAAAUAGCUUCUCAUGCCCUAAAGAAGACACUUGGUUUGCCAGAGGAACCCAAGAAAGAUGAGAUCCCUGUAGUGGCAGUAGUGGGAUCAGGAGGUGGGAUGAGAGCCAUGACUGCUUUCUAUGGCAAUCUGUCAGGACUCCAGCAGCUUGACCUCUUGGAUAUCCUGAUGUAUAUGUGUGGAGUCUCAGGAUCCACCUGGUGUUUGUCUAAACUCUACAAAGACCCUCACUGGUCCCACAACGACCUCCAGGAUGCAAUUAGCGUUGCUCGGAAACUUGUGACCAGCAGCAAAGUGGGGGCAUUUUCUGCUGAACGACUGGUGUAUUAUUUCCAGCAGCUGGUCUUGUUGGAGAAAGAAGGACGGAAGGUCACACUCACGGAUUUGUGGGGCCUUAUCAUAGAAUAUUUCUUACAACAGAAGCAGGAUCCAUCGAAGUUGUCUGACCAGCAGUCAGCAGUCAGGUGGGGACAGAACCCCUUCCCUAUCUAUGCAGCUGUCAAUGUGAAGCCCAACGUCAGUAGCCAUGAAUUUACAGAGUGGUGUGAGUUCACACCCUAUGAGUUUGGUACCCACAAGUAUGGAGCCUUUAUCCGCAUAGAAGACUUUGGCAGUGAAUUCUUCAGUGGGCUGCUACUUGGGAAACGUCUGGAGCCCAGAAUUUGUUUUCUGCAGGGAAUAUGGGCCAGUGCCUUUGCUGCCAAUCUAGAUGAAAUCUGGGAAGAGGUCAUUUCUUCAAAAGUUGGCUUUCUAGAAUCUCUGAAAGAUGCCAUCAAAGCUAUAGAUGAGGCUCGUGGACGCCAGACUCUGGACCCUUUACAGUUAGAAAGGCGAAUGGUCAUGCCAGGUGGAGCUUUCUCACAUUUAUUUCAAGAUAUAUUUAAGUCUCGCUUCUCUGCUGGGGAAAACAUUAACUUCAUGCGUGGACUGUACCUUCACAGGGACUACGUCAAUGCCAAGGAGUUUGUGGCCUGGAAAGGCACUCACCAGGAUGCCUUUCCCAACCAGCUAACUCCAAUGGAACACAGCCUGUACUUGAUAGAUGGGGUUUUCUCUAUCAAUUCUCCCUUUCCUUUGGUGCUUCAGCCAGAGAGAGAUGUAGAUGUCAUCUUGUCAUUCAACUACUCUUGGGAAGCUCCAUUUGAGGUGCUGCAUCAGGCCCAGAAGUAUUGUGAAGAACGGGAAAUCCCCUUUCCACACAUUGUUGUGAGUGAAACAGAUAAGCAGAAGCCCAAGGAGUGUUAUAUGUUCGUGGAUGAUCACAAUCCUAAAGUUCCCAUAGUGCUUCACUUUCCAUUGGUGAACAACACAUUCCAGAAAUACAAGGCACCAGGAGUCGAGCGUGAGACAGAAGAUGAGAAAUCCUUUGGCAACUUCCCUGUUGAAGGGGAAAAAUCUCCUUACCAUUCUAUGAACUUCACAUAUCAACCCAAUGAAUUUGAUAGGCUGCUGGAAUUAAGCCGCUACAAUAUUAUGAACAACAAGGAAGCUAUUUUAAAAGCCCUUGCUUUGGGCAUGAAAAGAAGGGUGCUCAAGAAUGCCAAAAGGAAAUAA
This is a messenger RNA of Emys orbicularis (European pond turtle), 2142 nucleotides long. Its product is annotated as cytosolic phospholipase A2 zeta-like. Gene Ontology annotation, biological process: glycerophospholipid catabolic process. The record is from RefSeq and is a predicted model, not a curated record. Gene Ontology annotation, cellular component: cytosol; ruffle membrane; vesicle. The transcript is spliced from 17 exons. Bases 1 to 2142 code for a protein of 713 amino acids. Lineage: Eukaryota; Metazoa; Chordata; Testudines; Emydidae. Gene Ontology annotation, molecular function: calcium-dependent phospholipid binding; calcium ion binding.